Sphaeramia orbicularis (orbiculate cardinalfish) is the source of this 4406-nucleotide messenger RNA. It is a transcript of the gene cdc37l1, whose product is annotated as cell division cycle 37-like 1. Gene Ontology annotation, cellular component: cytoplasm. The coding region runs from base 274 to 1281 and encodes 335 amino acids. Gene Ontology annotation, molecular function: heat shock protein binding; protein-folding chaperone binding. The transcript has 7 exons. Lineage: Eukaryota; Metazoa; Chordata; Actinopteri; Kurtiformes; Apogonidae. The record is from RefSeq and is a predicted model, not a curated record. Gene Ontology annotation, biological process: protein stabilization; protein folding.
CUCUUAAAAAGACCCAGCCGGGUUACUUGGAAUAACUAACUCAUUGGCUGAUGUUGUUGUAGCUAAUGAUUCUAUUUACGGGACCAAGACACCCCUUCGAGGUCCAUCGUAUCCUCUAGUCGGUUGUGGAGACUUUUCAGACUGACAUUUAAAUCAGACAGAACUCGGACACUUAUCUGACCACCAGAGCAACACUGUGUCCAGUUUUUCAGCGCAGCUAGCGUUAGCUAGCGGGUGCCAGACCAGGAGCUAGCCAGCUAGUUGCCCCGCAGUAUGGAGUGGAUGGGAAACGGAGCCUCUGUUCGCCCCAGUGAAGAAUCUAACCAGGCUUCAACGGCCAGGGGCAGCGCUCAUUCCCAGCAGCAGCACUCCCCAUCAUCACAUAUUUGCGACAGUGCCAUUAUGACAUCUCUAUAUCAGAGCCAGCAGCGCUGUGUGAAAGCCUCAAUCAGCUCCAGCUGGAGCCUGGCCGAGGCCCAGGACCAGCUGUGUUCUCUAGGGGUUCACAGCUCUGAGUCUCUGGAACAGGAACGUGCUCGGACUAUGGUCUGUCCCACAGAACUCACACACACUGAGCAGGAGUGGCGACGUAAGGAGAGCAUGCUGGGAGGUCAGGAACCCAGCCGCAGCCCUGUGCUCGGAGCUGUUGGAAGUUGGGAUGUUUUUGAUAAGAGUAUCAUCAAUGUCCAAAGUCAACCUGUAGAUAUGGACCAAGACAAAUGCAAGACAUUUCUCCAAAAGUAUGAACAAGAGCUUAGGCAUUUUGGUAUGUUGCGGAGAUGGGAUGACAGUCAGCGGUUCCUAUCAGACAGACCUCAGCUCAUCUGUGAGGAAACGGCAAACUACUUAAUUGUGUGGUGUAGCAGACUACAGCAAGAAGGGAAAGAAGCGCUGAUGGAGCAGGUGGCUCACCAAGCUGUGGUCAUGCAGUUCAUCCUGGAAAUGGCCUCAAACUCUCAGCAGGAUCCUCGAGGCUGCUUCAGACAGUUCUUCCAUAAAGCCAAAGAAGGACAGGACGUCUACUUAGAAGUCUUCCACACAGAGCUAGAGGCCUUCAAAUACAGAGUGAAAGAAUACGCAGUCAAGUGUAAAGGUGACUUACCAAACACUUUGGACACAAACUAUAGACUUGACCCCAAAGAAUCUGUGGACUCUUUACCUCAAGUGGCAGAGUACCAUAUGAAGCGCUGCUUAGAUGCUGGACUGUGGACAAGCACAGGGAGGUGGACAAAGGACGACAAUACAGAAACCGAUGAAAUACGCAUGAUGGAGACCUCCUAGGAAAUGUAGUCAGCCCUUGCUUUUUGUCCUUCUGCACCGUCACCCCAUGUAGGAGCCAGCCUGAGUUCGACACCUUCGUUACACAGCAGGCCCUGCUGAGAAAAUUCAAUGCUGCUGAAUUUCCAAUUACAGCUGCAUAAGACAACACUGAACAACAUGUUUAGUAUCAUGUGUGUCCUGGUGCACUCAGCUUAUCCUUUUCUAUAAAUGCAUAAUGCAGACUGCUGGUUGGUUGCUUAUUUACACACCUUGACAUUUGUCAAAGUUUGAAGCCUUCUUUACAUAAAAGAACCAGCUGAGAAAUGGCAGCAUAGACCAGGAACAAAUGAAAGUCAGAUCAGCUGUGGCUGACAUUGUCUUAUCAGCUCUCUGUCGUGCUGUUCCGAUGUCAGUGCAGUUAGUUCUCUUGCAGGUUGGUUCAGUGAUGUUUCCUACCAGCUAAAUGCAUGUGUUGUGCCAUGGCCCUGAUUUUGCAGAUCUUGGUAUCCUUCCAGCCAGUUUGUUUUUUAUCCUGCAGAGUAACAUACACAAAAUGUACUCACUUCCAAACGGUGAACAAAAAUGAUGUGGAAAAUGAAUCCAGACAACGCAAAGAAUACUUGAACCAAAAAGGUACAUUAUAUAAAUUAUGCAGUCAUAUGAGUGUGAGUUUUAGCUAUUACUGAGCAGUCUACAUAGAAUAUUGUAUAUUUGUAGUUUGCGUAAUCUUUAGGUCAACGUUCAGAAUGACCUGUGAUAUACCACCAUAGUUGCUGAAUAAUUUGGCCUUGCUCAUGAUGAAAAUAUUUAUAGAUGGACACCUGUGAGCAUGUGUGCUCAAAGCAGAGAUACAAUGUUAGCCUCAUAAAUAAUCUUAUGAGUGUUUCUGACUUAAACGUCAUUAAAAUGCCAGUCGUCUCUUUAAUCAUCUGUAGAACAGAGGACAUUUUGUCAACCUGUUUGAUAGUGUUGUGUCUGAAUCUGUAAUGUAUAAAGCAGCAAAAGUGCUUCAGUUUGUGGAUACUUAAGUUUGUGUGAUCUUCAGCUUAGCAGGUGAGAGUAGUACAGUUUUGAAGUAACCCAGGACUUGGAUCUGUGGAUCAAAGUCUAUCAAUUUCCCUUCUUUGCACACUUUUUAAUAUGAAGAUCAGAGCAAAUAUGUUCAAGAACAAAAAUGGCAAUAAGGGUUUUCUGAGAAGGUAUUCCUUAGUGUUGUCUGGACAGGCUUAAAGAAAACAUUAUGUUUGUGGUAAAUCCUGUGUGAUCCUCCUUUAUAUUUGUCAUUAACAUGCAUCUUUGACAUUCAGAUUUUAUGUAGCUAUUAUAGACAAACUGAAAUUGACCAAAUACCAAUAACAUAUGGUUAAAAAUUAGAUGCAUUAGAAUUUCCAUUUAGGACACAACUGCCUAAGAAAACACGAAACAAGAUGUUUAGUGUCAUCUGUUUGGGUGCAGCAAAUCCUUUAUUCAUGCAAAUAUACAAUAGACUGCUAGUUGGUUGCUUUUGUCAAUGGUGUGUGCUCUUUAAUAAGCAUGAUGAAGCACAUGGCUUUUGAUGCAAGACAGCACAAAAAUCUGUACAUUUUCUGGAAACCUCUGACAUUUUAAAUUUUGUCAGUAAAUUAUACGUAUCAGAUGUGUAAAUCGUCAGUGGCUUCACAGUUCAAUUCAUGUAGGAAGCAAAAGUAACCAGGUCUACUUUUUCAGUCAUUACAAGCAGCCAGAAAAAUCUAAACUCUUAUUCAGAAAGUCCUUUUGAAUAAUCACACAGAAAGAUUCAUUGGUCUAUAUCAUGAUGUAGCUUUGAAACAAAACACUUGUGUCUCUAAUACAUUUUUAGGCCAUAUCUGUGUGUUGGACUCAUGAUAAUGCAAGUUGUAAAGGGGGCACCAUGUUAUUUAGCUGCUUAAGCUUCCUUGGAAUUUAUUGAACAGAUUAAAAUGGCACAAAUUCCAAUCAGAGUAAAUUACCUUAAAUGCAGUCAACUGAGUACAUGUCACGUUGAAGUUUUCAUUUCAUGUAUUUUUUUUUUUUUUUUUUUUUUGCAUUUUCUUUACCAGCUGACGUCCUUCCAGUUGCAUGAUAAACACCUGCUCUGUGCAGACUGUUGUCAGUAGUGAUGGCUCAGCUGCUCCGUUCAGGGAUCAACACCCAAUUCGGAAAUGGAAAGCACCAGUAUGGAGGGCAGAGGUGAAAGGGCUGAGCUUUGCACCAAGACUUUGACUGUAUAUUUUUUUAUGCAGAACGGAGCUCUCUGAAUCUGAAUGUGUCUUGCACUUUAUAUUUCUCUUUUAGAAACAGAACGUGAUUUUAAAAAAGAAAAGGUUGAAGUGGAGCGUGUAGAACACUUGAUUAAUCUUCAUUAUACACCGUCAUUUUACCUUCGUUGCUGUUUAUGUUGUCCUUAUUCAUCCAGAAAUGAACCAGGAAUUUAAUUUUUACAAGCAAGCCUUUGAAUCGCUUGUUUUUUUGUGUGAUAUUUUAUGGGUUUAUCUUUUGUAUUGUUUUUCCUGAAUUUUGUUUUUUUUAAGAACACUGUGUUCAAAGGUGCUUUUGCCAGAAUUUUCAGGCUUUAAGCUAACUGUCCCCUUGGUAUUAGUAUUCUCUAUUUAACAAAAUCAGUGUGAAAAUCUGCUACACAAUAUGGUCAGUAAUAUUUUUACUGCAAACUGUGGAAUUAAAAGUACCAGGUGACGCAAAGUACAUGAUUUGUGUUUGACUUUAAACUGCUGUGCAGACACAUUGUUGCCUCAGUAGUGCACGUCAUUAUUAUAUUACAACUUUUAACAGGUAUUCAUGUGCUCCACGUAGCUCAGGGGCAGUUCACACUUUAAUAUUUUUGAGUAUUAUAUACUUAAAAUGUCAAGUCAUGUUAAAGAUGUUUCGUCUGCACCUAUGCAAAGUAAUUGUUGGGCUUAAACUGUUGUACUGAAGUUGUAGCAAGUUAUUGAACUGUCUGUAUACAAAUAAUCCCCCAAAACCCAGUGGCAGAAUCAGAAACAUGGAAUUUGGCCUUUCUACCAUUUCACUGUACAAAAUAUACUAAAGUGGACAUAAAUGCUUGUGUUUUAACUGCUUCAAAGGUGGAACUGGGAAGUAAGUUCAUUAAAAUCUGACUGUGUGACUGUUAAUGUCGUCCAAUGAAA